Molecule: messenger RNA, 5857 nt
Organism: Gorilla gorilla gorilla (western lowland gorilla)
Lineage: Eukaryota; Metazoa; Chordata; Mammalia; Primates; Hominidae
Gene: STRN
Product: striatin
Exons: 19
Coding region: 154-2583 (809 amino acids)
Cellular component (GO): dendrite
Molecular function (GO): armadillo repeat domain binding; calmodulin binding; protein phosphatase 2A binding
Source: RefSeq, a predicted model, not a curated record
UCACGGGCUCGGCCGGCCCCCGCGCCCAGGCGGCUGCUCCCUGCUGACUGGGGUGUGGGCGGGAGCGGCGGAGGGAGGAGGAGGCGCUGCUUGCCGCCGCUGUUGCCUCCGCUGCUGGGCGCCGGGGCAGCUCCCCGGGUAUCUGCGGCCGCCAUGGACGAGCAGGCGGGUCCCGGCGUCUUCUUCAGCAACAACCACCCGGGCGCCGGCGGUGCCAAGGGGCUGGGGCCUCUGGCGGAGGCUGCCGCGGCCGGCGACGGGGCGGCUGCGGCGGGGGCGGCCCGAGCCCAGUACAGUCUCCCGGGGAUCCUGCACUUCCUGCAGCACGAGUGGGCCCGCUUCGAGGUGGAGAGAGCCCAGUGGGAGGUGGAGCGGGCGGAGCUGCAGGCCCAGAUUGCCUUCCUACAGGGAGAAAGGAAGGGCCAAGAAAAUUUGAAGAAGGAUCUUGUGAGGAGGAUCAAAAUGUUGGAGUAUGCUCUUAAACAGGAAAGAGCCAAAUACCACAAGUUGAAAUACGGGACAGAAUUGAAUCAGGGAGAUAUGAAGCCUCCAAGCUAUGAUUCUGAUGAAGGUAAUGAAACAGAAGUGCAGCCACAACAAAACAGCCAGUUAAUGUGGAAACAAGGUCGACAACUACUCAGACAGUAUCUACAGGAGGUGGGUUAUACAGAUACUAUUCUAGAUGUGAAAUCUAAACGAGUGCGAGCUUUGUUGGGCUUUUCAAGUGAUGUCACGGACAGGGAAGAUGACAAAAAUCAGGACUCAGUUGUAAAUGGCACAGAGGCUGAAGUUAAAGAGACAGCAAUGAUUGCAAAAUCUGAGUUAACAGAUUCUGCCUCCGUGCUGGAUAAUUUCAAAUUCCUUGAAAGUGCAGCUGCAGAUUUCAGUGAUGAAGAUGAAGAUGAUGAUGUUGAUGGAAGAGAGAAAAGCGUCAUUGAUGCUUCAACAAUUGUUAGGAAAAAAGCAUUGCCUGACAGCGGUGAAGAUCGAGAUACAAAAGAAGCUCUAAAGGAGUUUGACUUCUUGGUUACAUCAGAGGAAGGAGACAAUGAAUCUAGAAGUGCAGGCGAUGGAACAGACUGGGAAAAGGAAGACCAGUGUCUCAUGCCUGAAGCCUGGAAUGUGGACCAGGGAGUAAUUACCAAACUCAAGGAACAAUACAAAAAGGAGAGAAAGGGGAAAAAGGGGGUGAAGAGAAAAACUACUGAAGAUCUGUUUCAGCCUCUAUCCUAUAUAAAACAGUCAAAACAGGGAUGUGGGAGAAUGAAGAAUCAAAGUUUAGGGCCCAAUAGGUCAAAACUACAAGAUAUGCUUGCUAAUUUGAGAGAUGUUGAUGAACUUCCUUCAUUGCAGCCAUCUGUGGGUUCACCUUCCAGACCCAGCAGCUCCAGGCUUCCUGAACAUGAAAUUAAUAGGGCAGAUGAAGUGGAAGCAUUGACAUUUCCUCCUUCUUCUGGAAAGUCAUUCAUCAUGGGAGCAGAUGAAGCCCUUGAAAGUGAACUGGGACUUGGAGAACUAGCAGGCCUUACGGUGGCCAAUGAAGCAGACUCACUAACUUAUGAUAUAGCAAACAAUAAAGAUGCAUUGAGGAAGACAUGGAACCCUAAGUUUACCUUGAGAAGUCACUUUGAUGGCAUCCGAGCCCUUGCUUUCCAUCCCAUUGAGCCUGUUUUGAUAACAGCAUCAGAGGAUCACACAUUAAAAAUGUGGAAUUUACAGAAAACAGCCCCAGCCAAAAAGAGCACUUCUCUUGAUGUAGAACCUAUCUAUACAUUCAGAGCCCAUAAAGGUCCAGUGCUUUGUGUGGUAAUGAGCAGCAAUGGUGAGCAGUGUUACAGUGGUGGUACUGAUGGACUGAUCCAGGGCUGGAAUACCACUAAUCCCAACAUCGACCCCUAUGAUUCUUAUGAUCCUUCUGUUUUACGAGGCCCUCUGCUAGGCCACACGGAUGCAGUCUGGGGUUUGGCUUAUAGUGCAGCACAUCAGCGUUUGUUGUCCUGUUCAGCAGAUGGCACUCUGCGUUUAUGGAAUACAACUGAGGUUGCUCCAGCACUAAGUGUAUUUAAUGAUACUAAAGAACUGGGAAUCCCUGCCUCUGUGGAUCUAGUGAGCAGUGACCCGAGCCAUAUGGUAGCAUCAUUCAGCAAGGGAUAUACAAGCAUUUUUAACAUGGAAACACAACAACGCAUUCUCACUUUAGAAUCCAAUGUAGAUACAACAGCCAACUCUUCCUGCCAAAUAAAUAGAGUCAUCAGUCAUCCUACUCUUCCGAUCAGCAUCACUGCUCAUGAAGACAGGCACAUCAAAUUCUAUGAUAACAAUACAGGCAAACUGAUCCACUCGAUGGUAGCCCACCUAGAAGCUGUUACAAGUUUAGCAGUUGAUCCCAAUGGCCUUUACUUGAUGUCUGGCAGUCAUGACUGUUCAAUACGUUUAUGGAAUCUAGAAAGUAAGACGUGUAUCCAAGAAUUCACAGCUCAUCGAAAAAAGUUUGAAGAAUCGAUUCAUGAUGUAGCUUUCCACCCAUCCAAAUGCUAUAUAGCCAGUGCUGGAGCUGACGCACUGGCUAAAGUCUUUGUAUGACGCAAUGCAUCAUCUUCACCUUCUAGCUGUUUAUAAGUAAUCAACUGCACAAAAGAGAUACAGAAGACGAGGGCAAGAAUCAUCUCGUCCUGCCCUUUUGUUCUGCUGAAGGAGCACAGAGAACAUUUGUUGAAGUAUAGUUUUGCAAUUCAUAUACUGUUUUCUAAAACUAAGGUUUGUUCAGGUUGCUGCAAGCUCAGCUGAAUCUGUGAGCCUGAGGUCUGUUUCAAAUUUCUCCCCAAUAGGCGCCUUUAUUUCUGAGGUUGUUCUAAUUCGCUAGGCAGGCCUGAGCGAAUACAAGUUUAGCUUGUCCCUGUUGAGUAAGUAGGGCAUGCUACAAUGGAUAAUUUAAAAGCUUGAUAGCUGGGACUGAAUAGAAGAAAACGGGAAACUUAGACCAAGUUCUCCCCUGAGAAAUCUUGUGAAACACAUUAAGUAGUCAAAGUAGUAAUCUUUAUCAUAUCUGCCAUAUUAACCCCUUUGUGUAUAAUGACCAGGCAGUGUUAAACUGAGUUUUUAAUUUGACUCUCCUUUCAGCUGUUCACAUAAAGCACCUGGCAAAGCAUUUUACCUGUUGGGGGAGAAAAAUGCAAUAAUAUGUUAAAUAUAUUAUUAUUCAGAAAUGCUAAACAAAUAGUUUGCAAGCAGAUUUCUAUAUUGUAUUACAGUUUUGAAAAUAGAUUUGGUAUCAUUCUAAAGUUUAGCUAUCAAGCACUCACCAUUGUGAAGAAUAGCUGAUCGACUCUGCUUUUACUAACAGAUUUAACUUAUUCAGGUUUGAAAUUCUGUUUAUUUUUAAGGGUAAACAGGGCAUAUCUCUUUAAUAAUUUCUAUUUUAAAAUUCACUUUAUUCAUGUGACAUUUAUAGUACCAGAGUGAUUAUUUCAUACCAAUGAAAUCUUACUUUUCAGUGACUGAAAAGAUAGAAUUUAUUUGCUAAUAAUCAUUUAUCAACACCCACCUAAUCAUGCUUCAGAUGAUCUGUGCUCUUUCUUCUUUGUCACAUUCAAGUUAUCUGACAUCUACCAAGAACAGUUCAUAAUUAUUAAUAGCCCAAAGAGUAUGGUUAACUUCACGCAGCUGCUUUUGCAGAAGCACUAAUAAAAACAAAUAUUUUGUACCCUAGAAGUCCUCUAUUAAUCCCUGUAAGAAUCUCCUGGAAACCUGGAUGAAAGAGUUUAAUGCCAAAUAUUGGCUAAAAAGUUCUGUCUUUCUCUCUCCCUAUUCCUCCCUUAUUGUUUAAUUGAGAUAUACAUGUUUUAAUGGGCAGUGUAUCAGUAUUGUUUCUGGGGAAAUCCACACCUUAAAAGGCCAGGCUUCCCCAGCCCAACUUACCUGUGACCCACCUACAUGUGUUCACCUUUUGGGAUUCUGAGGACCCCGCUAUCUAGACGUAGUCUCCCGUCAUAAAGACAUUAUUUCUAUAGUGGUUUAUGUCUCUCUUACUCUUUGUCCCAAAUGACAGAGACCAAUCUAGAAAUUGGAAAUAAAUUAUUAACAUCCAACUUUCCACCAAAAAACAUAUAAAUAGGCUCUUAGAUUUUAAAAAUAUUAAAUCUAUAGAUAUUUUAACCAAUUAAAACAAUUUCUACAUAUUCCAUUCCCCACAUUUUCCAUCGUCAUAACAAUGAUGCUUCUCAUGAUACGUACAUCUACUCCUUGAAAAAGUAUUCUGGUGGUGGUGUGGCUAAUGAUUGACAAAUAUUUCUGUAAAAUUUCUGCCUGUUUGCCUCUAGAAUUCUGCAUUAUUCAGGCAAAUUUUCUUUAAAGCUAAAGACUUGUGCUAAAUUUGCCUGAUUGUCAUACAGAUAUGCUGUAGUAAUACAGCUACCUUUUCAUUUCGUCUUUGUGCUUUGGUUAACAAGCAGGCUCAAGAGACUGCUUUGUGUAAUUAAAUGAAUUGACCUAAACAUGAGCUAUCAGGUGAAUACUUAAUAUUUCCAUGCAGAUACAGAAUUCCAUAUUGUGUUCAGUAAAUUUGUUUUGGUUCUUCACAGUGAAGAAAGAAUGUUUCUAACCUAACAUUUGUAGAAGGAUACUGGAAAAUUCCUUCCAGGAAGGAAGGAAGGAAGAUGCCAUUACUUGGUGUAUUUAUGAUGGAUGACCACAAAGCUAUUGUUCUACCAUUUAUUGUUUUAAUUACCGUCUAAGAUCUUCAGUUACUGCUUUAUUAAUGUCACUGAAAUUCUAAAAACCAGGACAUUCUUCCCCCAUUCAUUUUAUGCUUCAUGGUUGAAAUUUUUCUGUCAGUGAGUGGAAAAUAACCAUGAGAUACAUAGACUGUAGCGCACAUGGAACUGUUGAAAGUUCCUUAGAAAGCCAGUGCUGUGGCAUUGGAGACUACGGAGAGAGUCUUCUCUACCAGCACUGCAUGAUCUCAGCCUAGAAAUGAGCCAAAGCUGUCUUCCAACCAGAGUAGCAUAUACAUGUGUCUGACUUUUCCCCUAGCCUGUUGAACAUUCAAUGAAAAUUCACAGAAUGAACAAAUUCAGUGUUUAAACAGCCAUUGAAAUGCUUUCAUAGUGCUUCAUUUGUAAAUAUUUUGUUUGAAAUGUAUUGGAAUAGUAUGAAAAUUAGCGGGAGGUUUGGAUCCCUGUCUUAUUUUCAUAUGCUGUGGAUACAUCUCUGGGAGCUUGCAGCACCCUUCUCAAAACUCAACUGUCAUAUGGAGCUCAUUUGCUACUCAAACCAUAGACAGAUUAUUUAACAAAAGUGAUAUAAUGACCUUCAGUAUUUUUCUAUUGAACAAGUUUAACAACUUUUGCCAUUAAACAAAUACUUAGUUAUGCAAAGUAUUUCGCUUUUAUAAUCAUUUUAGUUAUGACUAAAAGGGGGGAAGUUGAGCUGCAUCACUGAUGAUGAACUUUGUGAGAAAUUUUUUUUUUUAAUCUGACUUUCAUUCCUUCAGUAUUCUUGCUAUAAAUUUCUUUUGGAGAUAAUGAUGAAGAUUUAUUUGAAAAUGUCUAAAAUGUAUGUAUAUUUUAUAAAUAUAUAUUAUAUAUAUUGUAAGAAUAUAUAUAAUAUAUAAACUAUAUAUAUAUAUAUAUAUAUAUAUAUAAACCAUAGGUGCAUUUUACUGUUUUGUAUUUUCAUUUUUGGAGGUAGUAUACACAGCAGAUAAUGAUGAGUAUGAUGAUUGUUGUGCUGUUUGCUUUUGCAGUAUAAUAUAUAGUUCUAAGUGUUUAAAUUACUGUAUAUACAAUAUUCAUUAUAGGCUAGCAUGCUUGUUUUAAAGACUGUCAUUCUAGUGUAUUAAAAUCUGAAUGUAAGAAAA